CUGCCGGACACUGAGGUCGGUAUUGGUUGCUUUUCUUUCACAAGGUUCCCAAAGAACUCAGAGAUUUGGAAUAUUGGGUUACAGUGUGGCAAAAUGGCGACUGUCAUUCAGAAUCCGCUGAAAGCGCUCGGGGACCAGUUCUACAGGGAGGCCAUUGAGCACUGUCGCAGCUACAAUGCUCGCUUGUGUGCCGAGCGCAGCGUACGCAUGCCCUUCCUGGACUCUCAGACGGGCGUAGCUCAGAACAACUGUUAUAUCUGGAUGGAGAAGAGGCACCGGGGGCCAGGCUUGGCUGCAGGUCAGAUGUACACCUACCCAGCUCGUUGCUGGAGAAAGAAGAGGCGACUUCACCCGCCACUUGACCCCCAGCUUCGUCUUUGUGAACUCCGACUCGAAGCUGAACUGAUGGCCAAGAGAGAAGCCCCAGCGACGGAGGCCACGGCCCUGGAGGCGCUGUUACGAGGUGAUGGGAUCUUGGACAAGAGAAACAAUAACUCCAAAGAGGAAGAGACACUACUGGAAAUCCAGAGGGUGCUUGAGGCAGAUGAAAAUGGGGAUGGUUUCCAUGACGAUGAAGAUUUUGAAGUGGACACACCAAAGAGGAAGCAUCGAAACAAAGGCAGGGGUCGAGGCUCUGGACGCAGGCGAACAGAAGCAGUGGCCAACGAUGAUCAAGAUAAACCCUACGUGUGUGACAACAGAUACAAACAAAAGCAUAACUCAAAAACCGCUGACUCAGUUUGCGGGAAGCGUUACAAAAACCGCCCUGGACUAAGCUACCAUUACACCCACACUCACCUUGCUGAAGAGGAGGGUGAGGAAGAACGAGAAACCGAAAUCCCCCAAUCUCCUCCAGUCCAUCACGAGAAUCACAAACCACAGAAAGGGCCCGAUGGCGCGAUCAUCCCUAAUGACUACUGUGACUUCUGUCUGGGAGACUCAGGCUCUAACAGGAAGACAGGCCAGGCUGAGGGACUGGUUUCCUGUUCAGACUGCGGCCGCUCCGCUGAUCGCGUCGGUGGGACCAGGGCGAAGAGGAGGACGGGCGGACUUCUGGACAUGUUCGGCGACACGUCAGAAAGCGAGGCGUCCACCUUUCACGGCUUUGAGGAGGACGACCUGGACGGGCUUCUGUCCGACGACAGCACAGGCUCACCUCAGUACAGAUAGACAAAGGAGAAACCUCAAGAAAACAGCAUCAGAGAAACUCUCGGCAUGUGUCUGCUGCCUGUUUUUUUUUUUUUUUUUUCUUUUUCCCUUUUUACCUGUUGUUUUGCAGCAGCAUGCGUAACGGAUUGACAACUCCAGACACAAUGUUAACUUCAGGAAUUGCUUUCAAAGGACAAGUUGCAGCCUUUUAUAAAUUAAGGAAUGUUGUUUUUAUUGCUUCACACUUCUGUAUACUGAGAGGUGCUAGUUUAUCGGAGGAGCCAUUACUUCUGGACUGUUUGUUUUCCGCCACUGGAAAAUUGCAGGGACGUUACCGAUGUGUGGAUUACACUUCGCCAUGUAAGAUAAAAUGCCUACUGUGUGGAAAUUUACUUUAGAAAUAGAAAUUAAAGAAUUUCAAACCUCAAGGAGGAGAAAAUACUCAACGUGUGUCUGUAGGUCGGAUAGCGAAGGUUUUUUUUUUUUUUUUCUUCCUACCUCUGGAUAAAUACAAUAUUUGCAAAGAAAGGGAUCACGAGAAGGCAGAGAGUGGGCUGAGGCCAGGCCCUGAUUGGAUCCAGAGGGAAGGGAGGACAGUUUGCAGAGAGGUAAGAGCCAGUUGGCAUUUCAAUGUCCAUCUCUCCUCCUUUCUCAGGACAGCUGCAAGAACGAGAACAAAAAAAUGACAAUGAAAUUUGAAAUGCCAUGUUUGCUGGAGGAUACAUGAAAGUUGGCCUCUCCCUAUUUUGUUUCGUUGAGUAAGAAGAAAAAAAAAAAAAAAAAAGGACUCGAAUCUUUGGAGUAACUUCCCUUUACUAUUCAGGAAACUCUCCUUAAACGACAGGUACAAGAAGGGGUACAAUUGUAGCAUAUGUGCAAUGAUUCUCAUGAAGGCUUUGUUUUGCAAAUAAAAUCUGGACCAUUCACCUCUGUUAACAGAUCCAGCUCUGAGAAUUUGACUAUGUAUGUGUAAAUGCAAAUAAUAUUAAUAAUAAUAAUAAUGAUAGUAAUAAUACACUGGAUUUCAAGCACAUAAGCUUCCUACGUUCAAUAGGAAAAUGCAGUAAAUGUGAACUAGAAAACAGAAUACAUGCAAUAAAAUGCACAAUACACAAUAGCCACAGGGACGUCACCCAGUUAAUAUGGGGAUAUUUCAGCAACGUAUCCAUUUUGUAUGAACAAACGUAGCUAUAUUUGCUCUCUAAAGCUCUUCUAUUUAUUGUUAUGGUGAACUCAUACUUUUGAAUUGCGAAAAUGUUGCGUAUUAAUGCUUUCAAUCUUGUCUCUAUUUCAGGGCGUUCAUUUUUUGAAAACGAUAGUAUAAUUUAUUAAGAUAUUGUAUAAUGUAUAUAGGCCCAAGAACUGUCGCGGGCUAAACCCGUUGUUCUAUAACAGCUCCCGAUGAUAUUUCUCCCAGUGUUUUGAUGUCUAAACUUUGAGAAAAUGUUUUCAAUGUUUAACAUUCAAACUUUAGUUCGUUCAAUACUAAGCCAAAGGGCAACAUGGCUAGAGAUGAUGCUUGUAACUGCUUCUGUGACAUGAAGACCUGUGGCACAAAGCGCACAGAACACACUUCAUGCAACCUGUCAUCCAUGCUGUGGCCGCUGCUGAGUCCUGUUACUCCAAAUGUCAGCCUGCAAGUCUUUCACUGGAUUUUGUUACUGAAAAACAUUAAACAUUUUACAUUUUAUGAA
Messenger RNA from Puntigrus tetrazona (Sumatra barb), 2843 nucleotides. It is a transcript of the gene dpf3, whose product is annotated as D4, zinc and double PHD fingers, family 3. Gene Ontology annotation, biological process: nervous system development. The transcript has 10 exons. Bases 94 to 1170 code for a protein of 358 amino acids. The record is from RefSeq and is a predicted model, not a curated record. Gene Ontology annotation, cellular component: nucleus; nBAF complex. Lineage: Eukaryota; Metazoa; Chordata; Actinopteri; Cypriniformes; Cyprinidae.